AUGCACCCAAGGAGUCUUCUUUCUUCUUCAAAGAGCCAAACCCACCGAAUGAGCUCUUUAAGGUCACUAAUGGAGGCUAAAAACGAUUUGGGCAGGAAGGAGUUCUUCAACGUCGUCGACACUCUGCAACUCGCCAGUGAUGCGCCAGAUCUCUACCUCAAGUGUAUGAAAUUGAUAUCCAACAGGUUCAAGGUCGCCGAAGAAUCAGAAGGUUGGAGAUUCCUACAAGACAAUGAUCCAUAUCUCGAACUCGAAAUUCUCAAGUUCAUCGAUGAAUCCGAAUUGAGGAGAAAGCGAAGUCGGAAGCAUCUUCAAGAACAAAGUUUGUAUUUCCAGCUGAGUGAAGCGAUGGAUUGUUUACAGCAUAUCUGCACUGAAUGUUGCACAAGUGUAGGACCAUACGACAAGGAACCAAGCAAGAAUAGGGCACCUUGCAGCAAGUUCUCAACAUGUGAAGGCCUCCAACACUCCAUUAAACACUUCGCAAUCUAUGGUAUUUUGUUAAAAAGGGUACUCUUUGUAGUUGAAAAAAAAACUGAGCUUUUUCUACUUAAAAUUUUUAAGAUAUCAUUUCUUCAUACUGGAGCAGAUAAAAUCGAUCGUAGAGGGUUGGAAAAGAUGACACUAAUUGAGAUACGAUCUUUGGAGAAGAGACAGAAGGCUGGGAAGUAUGCAAAGUUUGAUUAUUUUGUUAAAUGA
This is a messenger RNA of Lactuca saligna, 699 nucleotides long. Lineage: Eukaryota; Viridiplantae; Streptophyta; Magnoliopsida; Asterales; Asteraceae. The record is from the annotation of a GenBank genome assembly.